AUGGCCACUGUUUCGACCGCAGGCGUGGAUUUUCGCGAUCUGCUGCGCUCCGGCCAGUUCUCGGAUCUGACCGUCGUCUGCCGGGGCACCGAGUUCAAGCUGCACAAGGUCAUCGCGUGCCUGCAGUCGCCCGUCUUUCUCGCUGCUGUGAACAGCGACUUUAAGGAGGGCCGCACCGGCGUGAUAAAAAUAGAUCAGUUCGAUGCCGAGACUGUGCGACGCCUGGUCGAGUUUCUCUACACGGGAGACUAUGACCGCAUGCCUCAGGAGCCUCAGCCGGUGCAGGAGAAGACUCAAGGCACCGUGCUUCAUGUGCGUGUCAAUGCCAUCGCGGAUUACUACGGCGUCAAGGCCCUCGGCCACCUCGCCAGCCAAAAAAUCCAGCAGGCGUUCCGGGACAAGUGGGAUCCCAAGGCCUUCAUGAUCACCGCCAAGGAGGCCCUCAGCGCCACUGGCGACAAGACGCUGCACGACUCCAUGGCGCGCAUCGCAGCCCAAAACAUGACGGACCUGGUCGGAUGCCCCGAGUUGACCGACCUCGUUGGCGACUUUGCUGCCCAAGUCCUGCGUCACCAAGGCCAGAAGCAGGCUGAGCUCGUUGCCAAGCGCCAGUACGCCGAGGCUGGAACUGCUCGCGUCAUGGAGAAGUUUGGCAAGAUCAUUGCGGAAAUCAACAAGAGGGAGUACUGCCGGAACGUUACUUGUGCAGAGGCCUCUUUUGGCUGCAACAUCGAGCAGGUUGAUAGCCCUAUCGGCGAGCCCACCUACAUCCUCCGCUGUUCCUACUGUCGAUGUAGGCACUACAUAGCCACCUCAUCUGAGCAGAUGGAAGAUGGGUAUGGCCUCGUCAUGCUCAAGCUAUGA
Molecule: messenger RNA, 864 nt
Organism: Trichoderma citrinoviride
Lineage: Eukaryota; Fungi; Ascomycota; Sordariomycetes; Hypocreales; Hypocreaceae
Exons: 3
Coding region: 1-864 (287 amino acids)
Molecular function (GO): protein binding
Source: RefSeq, a predicted model, not a curated record